AUGGCUAGAGAUGAAAAGAAAUGUAUAGCAGUUAAGGAACGGACAGCUAGGGAAGAAGUGUCAAAUGUACAAAAAAUAAAUCCAGAUGCCGAUCCCCCAGAUAUCUCAGUAGUGGCAGCAAAUACCACAGUCAAAGCUACAGCUGCAUUGAUAAGGUGUAGUGCUCGAGGGAUGCCUAACAAUACCUAUAAGUAUGGUAAAUGGAUACAGACCUGGAAUAAUGUUCAAGUAUCAGAGAAACCCGGAAAGGAGAAACUUGAGUUAAAGAGCUUGACAUAUGAGCACUCUGGAGUGUACACUUGUUCCGCAAGUAAUGGAAUUAAAGUGUUUGGUACAAAUAAGGAAUUCAUGGAAGGAUCUGUUAUGUUAGUAGUGAAAUCAUUCCCAGUAAUAACACAUGUAAGUGAGAAAACAUCAGCCAAAUUAAAAGACAAUGCUACUUUAGAAAUUUACUACUAUUCAAAUGUAGCAGGAUCUGAAGUGAAACUUUACAGGAAUGUGAAUGGAACCAGACAAGAGGGAGUUAUCUAUUCUGUGUCAGAGACUCGCGCAGAAGUAAAUUUACCCGUGUUUACUCAAAUCAUUAGGACUGGUGGAACUAGAGCUAAAAUUUUGAUUCAGGUACAAUCGCAGGACGACUUAGGAUCUUAUGAUCUUGUAGUUGCAAAUGAAAUAGACUCUAGCUCUCGAUCAUUUGAAAUAGUUCCAAAAGGUCCUCCGGGCCAGCCAUAUAAUGUCACAGUAGACAAUAUUCAGUAUAACACAGCGCAUUUGUCCUGGAUACGGGGAUACCAUGGAGGGCUCGCACAAACAUUUGUAAUACAGCUUAGUACUGACCUAAAUAUGUGGAGAAAUAUAACAGUCUAUGGCGGACUGAAUGAGAGUUUAGAACCAGUAUCUGAAGUUCUAUCGAAUCUUCAUGAUUCUACAACAUAUUUUGUUCAUAUGUAUGCGUUUAACAAUGAAGGAAGUAGCCCGUUUACAGAGAUUCUCAAUUAUACUACAACUUCGAAGACUGGAAAAGAAGAAAAUUUUGAAAUCGACGUGGCUAUAACAUCAAGCGUGGUAGGUGGCGUAGUUGCUGCUGUUUUAGGAGUUGUCAUCAUUGUUAUUAUUGCAAGAAGAAUAUUGAUAAAAAAAGCAUACAUAAAAGUAGUGCAAUGUAUGGACAAGAUUUUUGCUAUAUAUGGUGUACCAAAACUGCCUGAAAUUGUAAGACAAGUCUCAGACUUAAUGUGA
Molecule: messenger RNA, 1239 nt
Organism: Mercenaria mercenaria
Lineage: Eukaryota; Metazoa; Mollusca; Bivalvia; Venerida; Veneridae
Product: protein turtle homolog B-like
Exons: 6
Coding region: 1-1239 (412 amino acids)
Molecular function (GO): protein binding
Source: RefSeq, a predicted model, not a curated record